Xyrichtys novacula (pearly razorfish) is the source of this 3969-nucleotide messenger RNA. The record is from the annotation of a GenBank genome assembly. Lineage: Eukaryota; Metazoa; Chordata; Actinopteri; Labriformes; Labridae.
CACAUAGGUCCUGAGUCCAGCUGAAUAAGUCCCUCACCUGCUUUGAUCACCUAAAAAGUCAUCAUGGUCUUGCUGAGUCUGUGUCAAACAUCCCUCACGGUGCUCCGGCAGAUCGAGCCGGUGAUUGUACUGGAGGAGCUGGCAAACACUCUCUUCAACACUGCCCAUAGGAUGGUGGUCAAGGAGCGAACCGCAAACCUAACCUACCCUGACACCCAUCUCUCCAGGGAGGACAGCCAACAGAAAGCCAUGUCCGACUUUUUUAUGACUUUCAACCUCAUCAUCACACUGACUCCGAUUUUACCUGCACUGCUCCUGGCAAGGUUUGGCGACCGUGGCUGGAGGAAAGUCCCCAUCGUGGUGCCUCUGUGUGGGUUCCUUCUGCUCAGGUUUGCGCUGCUGCUGGUUGUCAUCUUCCAGCUUCCUCUGGAGCUCAUGUUCGGUGCGGCGGUGCUUUGCGGGCUGUCCGGGGGAUUCUGUGCGUACUGGCCGGGCGUCGUGACGCUGGCGUCGCUUGGCUCCACGGCGGCUGACCGGUCCAAGGUUGGUGUUUUCUCUGAUGCAGAAAAAAUAAUGCAAUCUUAAUGAAUUUCUCAUGACUGUAUCCAUUUGUGGUUUCGUUGCCUUUAACAACAGGUUAUUGCAUACAUGCAAAUCAGCUUGUUUAUUGGAGCUCCUGAGUUCUUACAGAUCAAAAAGCAAAGACAAAAACUAUUAGUUAAUAAUUCAUUUUUGCAGUGGCGUAUUCAGGUCGUUUAGAUAGCUACGUUCAACUUGACUGGCCAAGGUGGCUAGUAUAUAUAUACUGAAUUUAUUUACAAGAUACACUGUUAAAAAACGACAAUCUAUUCACAAGAGUUUGUAUUCUUAAUUGGGUGAACAUGAAAAUUGUAUCAGGAUCCUGAAUUGAUUGUUUGAGCAACUGAGUUCAUUAUAAAGAGCCUCUACAGCUACUGUUUGUCCUCAGCUCAUUAGUAAAUCUUUCCUUAAUUUAAAUCAGGUGGCUCUAAUAUCCUCCUGUUUGUUAUUUUAGCUUUUAUAUACACCAACCAGUCACAGCAUGAAUGCCUAGGAGAUGCCUUGUUUAUUUUUCUCACGGCUUAUUAAAGCUCCAAUUAAAAGUAUGUUUUCUCUUCAGGUAAUAAUGAGAGUGGAGGUGCUGUAUGGGGUGGCAGGUCUAGUGGGCAGCCUGGUUUCAGGUCAUCUCUUCCAGCUGUACAGUGCCAGUCUUGGACAUGGAACACUCCUGCUCGGUUUGAGUACGCUGCUGUCCCUGCUCUGCCUCGUAGAGUCCAUAUUCCUGCGACAGGUCAGUGUGUGUAAGAAGAUAAAUAAGAAAUGGUUAAGUUUAUGCUCAGAAAUUAUAGGACUUAAAUGUCACAUAUAAAUAAAAAGAAAGUUUCUACUCCAUAAGAGCCAUAGUUAUGGUCUAAAAGUUCCAAAAGAAGUUACCAAAUGGGUCAAAGUCACAAGUUUUAACAAGUUUGUCGACAGUUUGGAAAUUGCCCUCAACAUCAAUAAAGCAUCCAUCCAUCCAUCCUUAAACGGAGUCCUAUCAGAUAGUGUUUUUAGCAAUGUUUUCAAAUGUAUGUUUAUCUCAAUUCAAGGUGAAACCAGAGUGCAACACUGAGCCAGAUGAAAACUGCCAGCUCCUGUAUCCUGACUCCAGUGAAGGGCCUGUGCAGGCUCUUGUUGGGAUAAACAAGGUAAAUGUGGCCCUGCUGUUUGUGGCUGCUGUCCUGUACAUCUCUGCAGCAUUAGGGUCCAUGGACAUACUGGGAGUCUUUGUGCUGAAGGCGCCACUUAGUUGGACCGCCACUCAGGUAACAUUUUGCCCUAUUUGUAUGAACAUGCUUUGGAUUGGUGAUUGAUUUCUUGCACCAAUAUUGGUACCUUUACAUGACUUGUUUCGCUUACCCUCUCUGCCUGCAGGUGGGUUAUGGGAAUGCAGCAGGCUGCAUGAUAUUCCUCACCAGUUACCUUGGUGUUGUGGUGUUUCGUCGCUGCGUCAGUGAUGUGACGCUCAUCCUGGUCGGCAUGAUAUCAUUCGCUUCAGGAAUUUACUUCAUGUCCUUCGUCACGACAACCUAUUAUUUCUACCUGGGUAAGAAAAAGCAUCUUUGAUCAAGGCACAGUUUGUGGUGAAUAAAUGACCAAUGGAAAUUUAGAUCCUCUCAACAAAAUUCAUGCUUGUUCGUAAACAGAGCCGAGAAGUCCACCUCAUUCAACCCAAAGUAUAACAUGGCAACUUCAGAUGUUCUUUUACAAAUAUUAGUAUAAGAUACUUAGCAAGAGAAAAAAACAUCUUCCUAGAUUCCAGUAUUCCUGCUUGAUAAAUCACACCAUGACUCAAUCUGUAACUCCGCUUAAGCCAACACGGUUUUUAUCAGUAAGGCAUCCUCUGUUUGCAACUGAAUAGCAGUGGGAAACAAUGUCUAUGUAUGAAGUAAUGACUCUAAUGGUUCAAGUCAGGCCAUGAGCAGUGAAAUUUGAGCGGCUCUAAGUUUCAUUUUCAUUUAACCAAAUACACUAAAAACAAGGCGUUCCAGUGAUAUUGGUUUUUGAGGCUUUGGUCAGCUGAGGUUGGAAUAGAGAACUGAUUUGGUGUCAUCUGUGCUCUGACGCUUCCUUUUAUGACUGAUGUAGGUCACAAGCAUCACCUUUUAGAGAGACAAAGACACAGCUUGUAUUCUUUAUCCAUCAACAGACAGCAGGUAAUAAUUUGGCAGUACAGUGUUAGUGACAUGGCGAUCUGGGAGAGGGACAGACAUGUAAGCAGAAAUGUGUUAGUACUCGUGUUUUAACUUGUAAGGGUUUCUUAGGUAGUGUGGACAAAUAACACAGCAGAAACACCUAAAAUGUUCAUUAACUGCAUUUACAAACUGUCCCCAUUAGAGACCUGACAUCACCUGACAAAUUGAAUCAAAGUGCCUGAUGGUUGUGGUGAUUGGCGGUGUAGGCAGGAAAACUGUGGAUAAAGUAAGAACAAAAUUGAAAUGUUUGUGUUCGUUUCCUGAAACAGCUCGCUUACUCAACAUGUUCGCACUCAUCCCGCUGCCAACUAUCAGAUCUCUGGUCUCACUGCAGGUACCACCAUCCUCCUGUGGUAAGUAUGUAAUCUGUGUGUAUAAAGAUAGGUGUGAAAAGGUGACAAAUCUAUGAAAACAGGCGGUUAAAAUAAAGCAAUACCGGUGAUGGUUUCAGCACAUUAUCUGUCAAAAUAAACAGAGUAUUUCAAACAGAACAGCAUGAACUUCAGAUUUUUAAUAUGAGCUACAUCUUUUAAUCCGUCAAUCAGGCACCACCCUAGCCUUCCUCCAGGUGGCUCUGGAGUUCGUGAGUCUGGCGUACAUUCCUGCUUUCACCAAAAUCUAACAGGGGACCCUGAACUGGUUCCCAGGCUUCGUCUUUGUACUUGCCAGCAUUGUAACAGUCCUGGGAAUGAUACCCAUCAGGUAGGCUGUGGGCUAUAUGAUGUUCCUACCACAGAAUAUUUGUUUAGUACUUGUAUUUUCAUUGUAUUUAUUUUUUAUUCAAGUGCAGUUAGCCUAAUCUGUCAAGAGAUGUAUUGUACUUUGUUCAAAUAUGGUUUAAUUAGAAUCAGAAAAUAAUAACUUAACAUCUUUUUUACUUGAAUUAUAAACCCUGAAUAAUCCUAACCUUCUCUCCAUCUGUCUCUCUCCAGUAUAUUCGGCUGUAGAUUGCCUCACAGGCAACAGAAGGAGAGGAUUCUGGGAGACUGAUGGUACUGACCUCAGCAGCGAUUUUAUGUCUGUGUUAGUAUGAGACAGACUGAAGUUACAAAAGAAAUGGGCAGAGGGAAAAUUGCACCUUUAAAAUUCUUAUGAUUGUAAAAUGAAACAGCCGGAAGUUUGAUGUCACAUGAGUGUUUAGUAUUGAAAAAUAUGAGUAGUGUGAUGAGUUUCAUUGAGAUUAGGCAGGUUUGUGCAACUACUUGCAUAGAAAUAA